Molecule: messenger RNA, 909 nt
Organism: Phascolarctos cinereus (koala)
Lineage: Eukaryota; Metazoa; Chordata; Mammalia; Diprotodontia; Phascolarctidae
Source: RefSeq, a predicted model, not a curated record
AUGGAGUCAGACACGGUGUUCCGAGAUCCUCAGCUUCCCUUCCCCUCAGGGCAAGUACUAGCUCUCUACCAGCAGCUCUUCCAGGCCCCUGCCAGGUUGGAUGAGCUCCUGGUGGCUGUGCAGCAGGUACGUGGCGCCAACUGCCCUCAGGAGCUUGAGCUACCUUUGGUGCUGCUGGAGAUGGAGCAGAGGCGGCAGGAGCAGGAACAGGUUCUAUGGGACUUGGAACUACUGACUGGGGCUGGACUCCAUCUUUUCUGGCCAUGCCGCGGACAGUUUAGAGGACCUUGGGAUAGGGCCCGGAGCUCAGAGAACCAUAACCGGGAGCCAAGCAUCUGGGCUGGUGGGGAAGAGGAGCUGCCCCCUUCAGCAUCUCCUCCCCAGCAUCCCCAGCACUGGUCUCUGGCCCAGGAGAGGGAUAUCCGGAAGCGAAGUCAACAGCUUUUGGAAAAAUGGCGGACUAAAGGCCUUGCGGUGAUGCUGGGUAUAGCCAGCGCUGAAGGCAGCACAGAGCCAGAUCAGAGGUUUGGGAGCCCUGGAAUGUUAAGACAGGCAACACUUGGGCCGGAGCCUGAGGCUGGGACUUCUUUCAAGGCUGAUACCUGGGAGCUGGAAAGUAUGCCUGAGGAAAGCCAGAGAGAACAGCCUGGGGAGGAGGAGCCAAGCCUCAACAAUCACCAAGGGGUGAUGCCUUCUCCCUUCCCCAUCUCUGUGGACAAUAAAACUUCCCUAGGAUUCUGUAAUUCAGUGUUCCCAGAUGUCCUACAGCCUCCUGCAGAGGAACUGGUACUUGGGGAAGGGGAGAGGAGCUGGCAGAAAUGGAAAACCUCCUAAUACCCUCCCUUCAGGAUUUACACUAGAACCUGACAUGACAGCUGAGAGCAUCUGCAGGGCCAAGGGAAGCCCAGG